Octopus sinensis (East Asian common octopus) is the source of this 3350-nucleotide messenger RNA. RefSeq names its product rhotekin-2. The transcript has 13 exons. The record is from RefSeq and is a predicted model, not a curated record. NCBI's taxonomy places the organism in Eukaryota, Metazoa, Mollusca, Cephalopoda, Octopoda, Octopodidae. Gene Ontology annotation, cellular component: actomyosin contractile ring. The coding region runs from base 752 to 2137 and encodes 461 amino acids. Gene Ontology annotation, biological process: septin ring organization; mitotic cytokinesis; actomyosin contractile ring assembly.
CUCUAAACACUUCUUCCAACUAUCUCUCUGUCUCUGUCUCUCUCUCUCUCUCUCUUCCACACACGCACAUAAGGCUUUUCCAAGUCUUAUUAACGUUCAAAGACGCAUACGAUCGCACGCUCAAAUACUUUGCUUCUUUAUAUAUUAUAUAUAUCUUUCACUACUUAUAUAUAUUUUCGUGCACACACACAUACACACACACACACACAUACACACAGACAUACACACACACACACAAGGCCUCAAAUAAACCGCCGAUAUAUAGGCAGUUGAUAAACACAACUUCAUACAUAAGUGCACAAGCUCAAAAACACAGCACAUUAUACAUAUAUCUCUCUCUCUAUAUAUAUAUAUCAUACACACACAUGUGUGUGUACAUAUUCUAUUAGUCUGAUGACUACGAGAGAGAGAAAGAGGCAGACAGAUGAUAGAGUGUGUGUGUGUGAUGUGCUGUUGUUGUAUAUGAAGUAAGUUUAAAUUCCCAGCCCCCAUCGUGUGUGUGUGUCUGUGUGUAUUCCUGGCGCUCAUUAGCUAUCUCUCUGCAUCUCAAAGCCUCGCUUGCCAUCGUCCUCGUUGUCCCCACGCUACGGCUUUGCCUUGUUACUUAUACUUACACUUGUCUUCUCCACAUUACGGAUUUAAAAAAAACCAAAAAAAAAAACAAAAAAAAAAACAAAAAAACCAACAACAUCCCAAAACAAAAACAAAAAUAGAGAAAAAAAAAAAAAACCGAAAAAAUUAUUUGCCAAAGAUGACGACGGAAAAAGCGAAUACGAAAGCGGCUUCGACGAUUCUUAGAAGAAAGGACACCGACUUGCAACAGAAAAUUGAUCAUGAAAUCAAAAUGAGAGAAGGGACCACCAAACUAUUGGCUGCAGCCAAAAACCCAAGCCAGAAGCUGGAAGCAUCAAAGAAUCUGAUUACAACUAACUCUCGUAUCAUCAAUUACAUGAGAGAGCUACAGCGACGCACUACUGCUGAAGUAAUGGGGAAAACUUUGUGCGUCGAAGGAAACCAAACCCCUUGUAAAAGCCAGGUGAGCGUUUCAGAUAUCAGAAUUCCUCUCAUGUGGAAAGAUACAGAUCAUUUCAAAAACAAGGGAGAUCAUCGUCGUUAUGCUGUGUUUUGUUUGGUUAAAACUGGGAGCGAGAUAUACGAUACCAGCUUGAUAUCAAAUGUUGACCGUAGCAUGACAGAUAUAUCAUUUGACGAUGUCAUUGUAUUUGACAAUGUCCCUUGUAACUUUGAAUGUACCCUAGAGGUCUACUGUCACAAAUUACACGAAGACCUCACCAUUGCUAGCACACCAAAGAAAAUCAGAAAGAAGUUUAAUGAUUUCUCAGGCUCUGUCGGACGAAACGUUGGCAAGAGGUUAUCUGGAUUGAGUGAUGCUGACAUAAUUGGUAACAUGGUGCUGGGCCCAAAGUUUGAUUUGGUUACCACCAGUACUCUGUCCCUUUCUGAUGCAGAUGACACCGUACGAACAUACGACUUAACCAUGGAACCUACAGCAGAUGGCAAUAUCUAUGAAUUACCGUUUUUUGGUCACUACUGCUGUCGGUUGGCUGUGUUACCACAUUGCUUAACAAGGCCUGCAAUGACUGGUCACCUCAAUCUGUUGGUGGAUAGAGAAAGGAACAAACAGAAGCGCUACUGGUGUGUACUGAAGAAUUUGGAGCUGGCCUGCUUUGCUUCACCUCAGGAUGAGAAAACUGCACGACCUCAUCUCUGUAUCCCUGUAACAAAAAAUACCCAGGUGUCAGAUGCUGAUCCACGCAUAUUCCAAAAUCCUCACACAUUCCAUGUUACAACCAAGACCGACAUAAGCGUGUCCGAUCAUGUACUCUCAGCAGACAGCAAGCAUGACUUUGAGAAUUGGUGGGAUGGUUUCCAGCAACACCUGCUCGAUCAAGCUGCAUGGAAACAUGCUACAGAACAGAUGAUGUUGGUCCAGAAGGCAUCACCACUAAAUCUCCCAUUAUUCUUGCGUAAGAGCUCCCUCUAUGAUGACACACCCAUUGAAGACCCUGAGCACACCUGUGAUCCCUUAGGAAACUCUAUUGAAGACACUGAACUCUCACAGAUGAUAUGUUCGUUAAUGCAUGAGGCACAGCAGAUCCGUGGGGACGGGAAGUGAUAGCGGAAAGAGACAGGAGACCUGUUCCCAUUGUUGUAGUGGACAGGUACUACUCUGGUCAUCGGACUGAACAGGACACUCUCCUUUCCCAUCCUCUCUCUUUCUCUCUCUGUCUCUGUUCUGUGUGGUGUGUGUGUGUGUGUGUGUGUGUGUGUGUAAGGUUAUUGAAUUAAAUAUGACUUAUAUUUUUCUUCUUUCCUCCCAUCACUCCCUCUCCCCAGAGCAAUGAAGCAAAUAGGCCGACCGACCUUUGUAACCUAUGAAUGCAUGCGAGUAACAGAGAGAGAAAAGGGAGAGUCAGAGAGAGAGAGAAAGAAAGAAAAAAGAGAGAGGGCUUAUUAAAGAAUAUAAGAUGUGUGAGGAGAAAAACAAAUUUUUUUUUAAAGACAGGUCAAAAUGGAGUGUCAAAAUGGUGGCUAGAAUACGGUGUGACUAAAUUAAGUGACGAUGACAACAACAAAGAGAGCCCCGCCCCAAAAUAUGUAUUUUAACAAAUCAAUAAUUAAAUGAAUAGAUACUCUUGUAAGAAUAAUGGUGGUAACGAGAUAUACAAAGGGCCUUACUUAUAAAUGGAGAUGGAUCUGGAGUUGGCGGAUUUUAGCAGUGGUGGUCAUAUAUGGAUAGCGACAGAUCUGGGACCAUUGGUGGCCAUAUAUGGAUACAGACAAAUCUGGAGUCACUGCUUACACCACAAAAAUGGCUGUCUCUGGAGUUGGCGAUUUUUACCAAUGGUGGUCAUACUUAUAAAUGGAGAUGGAUCUGGAGUUGGUGGAUUUUAGCAGUGGUGGUCAUAUAUGGAUAGCGACAGAUCUGGGACCAUUGGUGGCCAUAUAUGGAUACAGACAAAUCUGGGGUCACUGCUUACACCACAAAAAUGGCUUGUCUCUGGAGUUGGUGGAUUUUUUACUAAUGGUGGUCAUACAUGGAUUGCAACAGAUCCGAAUUAGUGGAUAGACCACAAGUGAUUUAUAAUAUUAUGCUGGCUACAAUGGAUUUUUAAUGACAGGAAUGUCUGGAAUUAGUGGGGUUUGCUGUUCAUGAAUACUUCUUGUUUUUACUUCCUCACUACGAAUUUUUAGCUCAUUUCAACCCACCCCUUUUUCCUGUUUCUUUGUGUGUGUGUGUAUAUGUGCGUGUGUGUGUGUGUUUUUGUGUGACUGACUGUGUGGUGCAUGUAGUUGUAAGCUUUUAUUAAAAUCAAGUUCCAUGAUAC